Messenger RNA from Arachis stenosperma, 1581 nucleotides. RefSeq lists its product as uncharacterized. NCBI's taxonomy places the organism in Eukaryota, Viridiplantae, Streptophyta, Magnoliopsida, Fabales, Fabaceae. The transcript is spliced from 6 exons. Bases 1 to 1581 code for a protein of 526 amino acids. The record is from RefSeq and is a predicted model, not a curated record.
AUGUUCAAAAACUUCAUUGAAAAUGAGAUUGAUUCAAAGUCAAGUGCUGAAUUGCGUGCAAAGUUCUUCAAGAAUAUAGAAGUUAAGCGAGAAAAGAUGUCUUCUAGUCAGCAACAACAUCAACCACCACCACCACUAAAGAGGAUAAAAACCCUUACUAAUAGGGAAAGGGAGCAGAAGUUAAGAAAAACUGGUGUCCAACCAAAUGAUAAGCAGAAUUUUGUAGAAAAGCCAAAAAUUGCAAAAGAAAAAGGGCAGAAUUUGAAGAAAAGUAAAGUACAGAUGGAAGCAAGUAUGACUCACUCACAAGGAUCAACAUGUAGACAAGAAAAAGAACUUCCUUCUAAAUCUACUGCUGUGGCUCACAAGAUUACUAAUGAAGUAGAUUCUAGAAUGACUCAAGAUUUGAAGAGAAAAGAGACCACAAAUGAAGAUGAUAUUGAAGAGUGUGGCAGCUUGCAAGAAAGGCAAACUAAGAAGGGAAAAACACGUCAAUUUGCUUCAAUGCCGAUUGAUACUUUUCUUCAACUUAACAAUGAACCUGAUGGUGAAGAGCAAUUGGAUGAGAAUGAAGGAGAUAUUAUAGAGGAGCAGGACAAGGAUUAUAUUAAUCCAACUGAGGCUGAGAACAUAGACAAUACUUUGAAAGAGACAACAGUGAAGAAAACACGAGGUCCUACACAAUGCUUGAAGAUUCAUGCAUUACAGAUGGAAGAUAGAGAAGAAAUUACUCUAGAUAAUGAAGGAGAAGCAAUUAGUCCUACUGAUGAAGCUGUAAAUAACUUAAGCAAAUUUUUGGGCACAGUGGCAAGGAAUUCAGAUUUUUGUCCAUUAAUUUACACAAAUUGGAAGGGGAUUAAAGAUAAAGAAGCCAUUUGGGAAUAUGUUCAAGCUAAGUUCAUUAUUCCAACUGAAGGAAAGAGGAUAGUCCUUGCUCGUAUGAAUGACAACUGGAGACGGUAUAAGACCACAAUCAAGCAAAAUCAUUUUCUGCCAUACAAAUGUGUUAAUGAAAUGCUGAAAAAUCGUCCUAAAAGCAUACCUGAGAGUCAUUUUCGCAAGUUGAUUGCUUGUUGGAGAACUGAGAAAGUUAAGGCUGCUUCUAAGGAAAAUAAUGAACCACCUACUCAAGCAGAAAUGUUUGUUGAGACUCGCCAAAGCACAAAGGGAAAAUCAUUGGAUGAAGACACUUUGGAUGUUAUUGCACAUCUGCAAGCUGAGAAUAAAAAGUCUAAAGAAUCAGCAAUUAGAGCUUUUCAAUCCAUAUUUGGCAAAGAGAAGGCAGGGAGAGUGCGAUGUCACGGAAGAGUUACCACACCAACUUUGUUGAAGAAAAAUGAAGAAAUUGCCACCCUUAAGCAGCAACAUGCGGUUGAGAAAGCAUCAUUAGAGGGUAAAGUUGAUGUGAUGCAAAAAGAAGUAGAUGAACUAAAAUCGCUUGUUAAGAUGAUGUUGCAACAAAAAAGUUCAGGAGUGGACCUUGAGAUGUUAGCUGCUCAACUAGGAAGCACUUUAGGCAAUCCGAACAAUGAUGCGCAUGAGGAGGAAAACUAUGUUGAAGGGGAAAUCGAACUUGGUUAA